Phymastichus coffea is the source of this 2215-nucleotide messenger RNA. RefSeq names its product chymotrypsin-1-like. The coding region runs from base 689 to 1579 and encodes 296 amino acids. Gene Ontology annotation, biological process: proteolysis. The transcript has 8 exons. The record is from RefSeq and is a predicted model, not a curated record. Lineage: Eukaryota; Metazoa; Arthropoda; Insecta; Hymenoptera; Eulophidae. Gene Ontology annotation, molecular function: serine-type endopeptidase activity.
UAAACUAAUGUAUAUUCAUUUUCUGCUUAUGAAUCCAUUGUAAGAAAGAUUAUUCAGAAAAUCGCAUGCAAAAUUUUUCGCAUUACUAUCAUUUUCUAUAGGUUAUUCAGUGUAAGUCAAUGUAGAAGUUUAACCUGUUAACUGAGCGGGACGUAUAAAUACGUCAAAAGUAAACAAUAUCGGGUACGGGUAGGACAUAUGAAUACGUCCUCGAUAUUUAUAUUGCGCCCUGGAACGGGCGGGACGUAUAUUUUACUACUACUAUGGUAAUACGUCAUUCAUACACGUCUUAGUGGAAAAGGACGCGCCCGUUAUAUGUUGCGUAAUUAGAAAGGGAUUUCCCCGGUUAACAAGUUAAAAAGUUGAAAAGUUUAAUAUGGUUUGUAUUACACUACUCAUAGCUGAAGUAUCACAGGUCAGUAUUGAAUUGUUUAUACUUUUAAAAAUUUUUUAAAUAAUUUCUGAAGACUAAAACAUGACAUUUAAAAUGAAUUUACGUUUACAAAAUAUAGUACAUUAUAUAUGUAUAAUAAAUAUAUAAUAUACUCGUUUCGCUCUGGCGUAAACGCCACACGAGACAAGAAUCUACUUUCCCACACUUGUCUCGUAAUGUACUAUUCCCGAACAUGUGCCGUACCGUAUUUUUUGAUACGACGUGUGGAAAGUGCGAUUCUUUUAGUUUGUGAGCAUGCAAGGCUCAAUUCUCAAAGUUUUAACUUUAAUUUCAAAUUGUAAGAACGCAUUUAAAUCUUUAAUACAAUUUAAUGCAGUCUAUAUAAGCAGAACAAUCGGCUAUUUAUCACGCGCUACACGUGGAAAAAUAAUCCAGUCAAUAAUGUCGUUGUCAAUAUUUUUUGGCCUUCUUAUUCUUUCUUUUCCAGGCCUAGAUUCGAAGAAUAUCGAAAGAAUUUUAGACGGUGAGCCGGCAUUAAUAGAGAAUUUUUCUUACAUGGUUUCUAUUCAAAAUUAUGAUGGUACGGAUCACCACUGUGGAGGAAUUAUCACUCAUCCCUGUUACGUUCUGACAGCAGCGCAUUGCAUAGAUGGAUUCGGACCUGAAGAGCUUAGAGUCGUCAGUGGCACUGUAGAUUGGAAUAAACCAGAUUCAAUUCAUUAUAUUUCCAAGCUAAUUCCACAUGAAAAGUUCAAUCUGGAAGAUACGUGGAACAACGAUAUUGGUUUGAUCAAAGUAGCAACACCCUUCCGAUUUGGGAUUUCAACGAAACCCGCGAGCUUAUCAAAAAAUAAUGAUGAAAUCGAUAUCAAUACUAUAGGCUUAGCGAUAGGAUUUGGAAGAACAUCGGAAAAUUCUAGGUCCUCCAGAAACUUAUUGCAAACUAAGCUUAUCGUCAGAGAUGUGGCGUAUUGCAAUAAACAAUAUAAGAAACAUAAUUUCAAAAAUACUCAAAUAUGCGCUCAAGGAAAGGGUAAUGCUGCCAUAUACAAAGGCGAUUCUGGCGGUCCUUUUAUCGUAGAUGGUACGGUAGUUGGCAUUGCACUCACUGGCAUGCCUAAAUAUCCAUCAGCAUUUACAAAAAUUUCAAAAUAUAUAGAUUGGAUCAAAAGUCAUGAAAAAUAGUGUGAUAUUAGAAUCAUAUUCUUUUUUUAUCAUCAUAAAAUGAAACACGAAUUAUGUAAUGCAAAGUAAUAUAUAGCUUAGAAAAUUGUAGAACUAGUACAUUACGAUACAAGUGCGGGAAAGUAGAUUCUGGUCUCGUGUGGCGUUUACACCCGAGCGAAGCGAGGGUGGAAGGGGACACGAGACGAGAAAAUCUUUCCCGAACAUGUGCCGUACCGUAUUUUUUGAUACGACGUGUGGAAAGUGCGAUUUUCAACGCACGUUUUCUGCCGAGCGUGCGGGAAAGACGCACUUUGCGCACGGAGUGUCGAAAAAUAAAUUACAGACAAUUUCAAUUGUCAUUCAGUAUUGAUUAAUAAGUUUCCUUGCGACGCACCGUCGAUAAAAACAAACUAGUUGUACCCUUUUCGUUCAUGCGAUUAAAGCUUUUUUUUUUAAAUCAAUCGGUAACAAUAAUAGUUAAGAUAUUUAUUAAAUUAUGUGCUAAAUAAGCAUUUUACUCAAAUAUCACAUAUAAAUUGUUUCAAAGUGGAUUUUCUGUAAAGCUUGCGAAGGAAAAGUUUUGUGCAUGCACAGUUGAUGAUUGUAAAAUUAUUUUGUUCUCAAUAGAUUUUAUCAAUUAAAUUUAACAUUACU